This is a messenger RNA of Xyrichtys novacula (pearly razorfish), 9229 nucleotides long. The record is from the annotation of a GenBank genome assembly. Lineage: Eukaryota; Metazoa; Chordata; Actinopteri; Labriformes; Labridae.
GAACACACCGCCCACCUCUCGCGCCAUCUUCUAACUGGUAACCGGCCAGAUCAAAACAGUGUGUGAAGCCUCAGUCAGUGCAGUCACAUUUUACUCUAAAACACGCUUAUACAGCUAAACACAACAAUGAGUGACGCUGAGAAUGGAAACUACGGAGGGCGGGUAAGUAAUGGCAUCGAAUAUUAGAAUUUCUCCUUUUCUUUGACCCUCCCGUUUGGCUGCCGACAGACAACAUAGAGAUUUAACAUGAGCUAAUCUGACAGCUACACCUGAGCUAAAACAGUAACAAAGACGUGGGCUAUGCACGCCGUCUUGCUGACAUUGAUAGUUUAAUAUAACUAAAUUAAUCUUCAGGAAAUGUCUUGAGCUAACUAUGUCCCUUAAAGAAUAUCGAGUGACUGCUUAAACCCAUGCGAAAGCUAUCUUAGAAAUCCCAGGGGACAGACAUGUCUUUUUUCAGUCUGUCCGUGAAUAUAGUCCUCCUCACACAAUGAAUAAUUCACUAAUGGCCCAGGUAGAACGCAGAUGACCUUGUCGCUGCAGCCUUUAGUGCUCCUUGGCUAACGUUACUUAUUUCCUGCUUGUGCAUUUUAUAAUGUUAGAAAUUCCUCACCAUGUCCUCAGCCACUUUCCCUUUCCUACUUUCACCCUCUUUUUUACAAUUUAAAACAUUGAUACAACACAUGAAAGCCUUAUACUUGUAACUAUGUUGUAAAUUUUCUUAUAUAUUUAUUUUGUGGUUAAUUUAAACUCAAUGUAGUUUAUAUGUAAUUGUACAGAGGCCCUAAGCAGACAUGCAUCCAUACAUUUUAUUCACUCUGCUUUCACUUUAUUCCAGUUGUUUUCUUGUAAUCCAGAGUAAUGUCAGCUGACAUGAACAUGAACAGAAACACAAACACAGAAAUGGGUUUAGCUUUUCUCAAAACUACAGCAGCAUGUUUUGUAGUGAUUGACCCCGUGACUGUGAAUUGGAAUAACGACAACACUUCAUUUUGGCCUAUUGUGAACUUUGAAGCCAAAAGAUUGCCUCCAGGGGUGCUGACAUUUGUUCUGUUGAAACUGAAGCAUGAGCACAAGCCACCUGACUCAGAGGGUUGCUCAACCCACACAUUAACUCGAUCAAUAAAACGUCGAGGAUGGGUACAUUUGAAGCGGACACACAGGGUUAUGCAAAACUCAGUAGUUCUUGUUUAAGUGUUUGUUACAGAAUGCUGCAGGAGCAUUGGUCAACAGAGCUGUCAAUCAUGAUGUCACCUCUGCUCUUUGUAACUUAAAAUAAAAUAAAACGCACUUGUACAUAAACCAGCUUAACAAGACUGAACUAUAAUAAUGAGAACUGCGUUAAAUAAAGGAAAUAUUUAAAUUGCAUUUAAAGUCUUUAUAAUCUACACUCUUGCCAGUCACCAGGGGGAGCUUUAAAUCUUUUGGCUUCAAACUAGUUUCAAACUUAAGACGCCCCUUUUUUGAACAGUCAAUGGUCUGGUCUAUUAUUAGUGACAGUAAAAAAACAACAUCUAGACCUCGUGAAACCAGCAGGACUCAUUAUCACGGGGAGUGAAUAACAUGCAUGGACUCACAUCCACUUUGGGCUUCUGUAUAAUUUUGCUGCAUUCAGUGUUCCUUUUUUCAUUUGAUCAAAGAUAUUUUCCUUUUUCCUAAACCUAUGAUCUUAAUUUUUAUUGAAUGUUCUUUUUUCAUUAAGGUUAUUGAUCGUGAAGGAUUUGAAGAGUUUUAUCCAAGAAUGAUGAAGACAAAAUUUCAAGAUAAAAGAAGGCUAAUGAAAACAUGUACAGAGCAGAACAUAGAAGUGGAAAGGGAGGAAAUGUGACGGAAGACGGGUGUCAGAUAGAAGCGCUUGCAGUGUAAUGGCUAUAAUGAAACUGGUGUCAGUUUGGGUGAAGAGAUGAAAAACCUGGAAUCAGAAAAUGAGAAAACUGAAAAAAGAAGAACGAAGAAGGAUAGAAAUCCUGAGAGAAGGGAGUAGCGUGUAAAGAAUCUGGAAGAAUGAAUGUGUCCAUAGGUUAAGUAAAUACACUGUUUGUGUCACAAAUGUCUUUUUCUUAAAAGUGCAUGUUUUGUCUUUUACUCCGUAAUGACCCAGGUGGACAUGAAAAUAGACUUUUCAUUUACAUAUUAAAUAUGGCUAAUGAAUGUACACUAAAAAUUGAUUUAUUCAAAUGUUAAAGCUACUAACUCUUUCUUUCCAGUAUAUAAGCUGUGCUUUUUUAGACAGGUGUACUGUAUGUGUACAACAGCCUUCUCCACUACUCUGUUUUACUUUUUUCUGUGCAAAGAAGUAAAAGUGUCUGUCCAAGAGAAAGUUGUUAAUAUGCUGCCUUGACAAUAGGGGUCAUGCUCCCCAUCUAAAUCUGAUCGUGGGAGCCCAGAUCGAGUGAAGUCGGAGAGCAGGUCUGGCUCCCCGAGCCCUUCCAGAGCCUCCAAACGCUCUGAAUCCAGAUCCCGUUCUCGGUCAAGAUCUAGGUAUGUUUUAAUCUGUCAUCACAUAUUAUUUCACCUUUUUCAUCCCUUGUCUAGCAUUAACGUUGAUGCUUCUCCACCCAUGCUCUCUCUUUCUAGGUCUCGAUCUAGGAGGCACUCAGAUCGGCGCUAUAGCCGGUCACGUUCUGGUUCCUAUUCCUACCGAAGGAGGUCUCGCUCUCGUUCCUACAGCCCAGAAUACCGCCGCAAGAAGAGCCAGAGCAAUUCUCCUAUGUCAGCUCGGCGCCGUCAUACUGGCAGUAAGGUGAGUGUGAUGGUAGGGUGAAGUACCAAAAACCAGAGAAGGUUUUAUAGGAUUAAUUUUGGGAGUUUGUUGAGUUACAUAUUUCUGUUCCAAAUCAGUCAAGUUGUUUGUAUGUUGCAGGGAUGGGCGUAUGUAUCUAUCAAAAAUGUUAUUUACAGUCACUGGGUUCGUCUGUUUGGUUACCCCAACCGCACACGCGGAGUUAAAGAGAGAGAAAACCCAUUUCUUUUACGACGCGGCUGCUGGAUUUACUUAAAUUGUGACCACAUAAACCCUAUAAAACAUGGGGUAUAAUAAACUGCAUCUUCCCUCUAUACACAUGGACCAUUUAUCUUUUCAUACAACCCACAUGAUCAGGGUGAAGACAGCUGCGCAGUCUGUUUAUAAUAAGUCCUGCCACAGAAAACAGGAGCUAGCACACUUCUGUCUGCACAGUGAGUUUGACUCUGUCAGUCACAAACCUCAGGGUGCCUCGGGUCUAAGGAGCGUGCGACGUAUACCAUCUUGUGCACGCUGCUGAUGCCUGCAGGGUGAGGGCUCUUCUCACGACACAGUGUGAAAAACAUUUAAAACGAGUGAAGUACACAUAUGAACUCCUCCGUAACACUCCAGCUGUUAUCAGUUAAGUCGAGGGUUUUUGCAUGUGAUAGUUUGGUGAAAUCUCUAUCUGACUAGACAGCAGCUGAUGCCUUUCUUUGUUCAAAUACUCGCUGGAGCGUGCAGAAGUAGAAUUCCACCUUAUUAGACAGUAAUGCGCUAAUUUGUGUUUGGGCUCGCUCACUGAAGUUAUUGCUUUUGUUUCAGCGCUCGUGUUGCCAUUGUGUUUUCAGGGAAAUGAGAAAUCGGGCAACUAGAAGACCAGAUGGCUGAUGUGUAGCUUCAAUUGGUUUUUUUGCAACUUGGAGUAAAUGUGUAAAGCAAGUCUGGGAGUCCCAGUCAGGGUGUUUAGUGUUGGCUAGCACCAGUCUGCUGGAGUUAUCAUCCACAGAUGUUGUGACUUUUCCAUUUAGUCCACACUGCUCAGUGGCAGUGUUUGCUGUGUGAAUCAAACAUCAAGCUGACUUUGUGCAGCUAGCGGGGGAUUGUUGCUCUGUACAUGGACCAAUAGAGGUCUCGCUCUCCAUUGGCUGAACAUACUUUGACUUAUGAAGGAGAUGGGGCACUACUGCUUUAUUUGUUAUUUAAUGGCAGUUAGCAAACAGUUUUCAUGUUCACUACUGCCACCAUGUGGUGGUGUUACCACACUACAUCCCAGUGCUUGGGGGUGUAAAUCUCCCGAAACAAGAUGAUUGGGUUCAAUUGACCACAGUUUGAUUCAAGAAUUAUCAAUUAAAAUAAGAACAGUUUGGUUUGAUUCAGUUAGGUUCAAUAGGGCUUUUAAUAAACUGAGUCAUUAUCACACACUCAGGCCAAGUUGUCUCACUUAUAGAGAUAAUUGGGUGAAAAACAUGAAAAUGAAUCACUUACACAGAUAUCUUGGCUCCUCUGCAUACCUGUCUUUAUGGUUUAUGUUAAGUCUCUCUUGCACUUAAAACGAGGAAUUUGUUUUCCCAAGACUUGAUUUGUGAGGUUUUAGACAUCAAAAUCGCUCCCUGAGCUGAUAAAUACUCCCUGUUCAGGCAUUUACGCUUGUGCUCUCCUGAAAGGUGAAAGGUCAUCUGCAGAGUCUUGCAUAUUUGAGGUAUAACACGGACGUCAGUAAACCUAAUCGCAGCCUUGAAAGUGGUCCACCAACCUGGACAUUUUUACUGAUCCAUGGUGCCAGGGACUGGAACACUUGGAUGUUAAAUAUUGAUAUUAAUAGACGAUGCUGAUGACUUAAUCUUUGCACCUCUAACAAUAACAGAAACAUCAUGAUUUUGGGAAAUUAAUUGAUGAGUGUUUGAAUAUUUUAAGAAGAUGACCCAUCCCCAGUACGUGGUGUACAGUCUGUUUUUAAACAGUUUGAAUUAUAACUUUGUGAGGCUACAAAUAUUAUCCCAUAAGUUUUCAGGAUGUUGAUUUUAUUUGGGGGAAACUCCAGGAUCUCGAGUGUACAAAGUGACUUACGUGUUUGACAAAAUGUGCAUGAAACGUUGUUACAUUGAUCUAGUCAUAUCAUUGAAACCCAUUUAAAAGCAUUCAACAAUUUAUGUUACACUUUGUCCAAAGAGUGAGGGAAUUUCUCUUUCUUGUAAACAUGAGAAAGUUAUUUAUUUUUUUAACAAGUUUGUGAUUGAUGCUGUGGGAAACCACUGUGAAAUGACUUUUAAUAACCCCUUUUUAUUAACCCUCCCCUCCUUUCACUAUGUCAACAGAGCCAUGACUACACAAAAGAAGCAUACAGUCAUGGCGGUGAUGCUGAUGUAAGGGUACGUGGUCCUCCUGAAAUACUUUGGGGAAGAGUUCUGAAAUGUUUGUUUGUGGGUCAAAGGUGCUGCUCGUUUAUAACCAAAAUGUAAUUUUUCACUGAUUUUGCAUAUCUGGUCACCUAUCACCCAAAUUUCCUAGCACUGGUGCAAAGUUGGUGUAAGCGGUCAUAAAGAACUAUUUUCUGUAUCUAAAGAACUCUCUAUUAAUGAUAUAAAACUAACAUGCUAUGUUUUGAGAUGUGUGUAUAUGAACAGUUUUCAUUAAUAUCAAACUUAUACGGUGUGUUUUGCAGUUUAUGUAAGAUUAAUAUGUCUGAAAUCAGAGUUGCACCAACAGUGGAGGUAGGGCUGCUAUGAUAAAAAUGAAAAUAUAACUUUAUGUUUAUUUUUUAAAUGAGAAAACCAGAUUUGAUGCUUUGAGAUGCUUCCUUGUAGUCCCCCCUUACAGCUGCAUAAACAAAAAGCAUGUGGCUAAUCUUCAUCAGAGAUUGUAUUCCUCCCACACUGCUGACAUUUUCCCUUACGUUCUGUACCAGUGUGACUCUGACAUUUUUAAGAAUACCUCAAAGUUUUGACAAAACAGCUAUGAGGAAAUACUGCAACUCUUUCAAAAAAAUGAAUUUAAGAGUUAGAACUAUUCAUGAUUAGAGAUAAAUCUGGGAAGGUAGUCAGGAAUAAACCCGUUUACUUAAUAUCUGUCCUGUCUUUUGUCCACUGCUGCAAACAGAAACUCAAGGACAUUCAUGAAACAGCGGGAGGGGAAUGAAGUGAUUCUGUUUAUUGUAUUACUCUCCCGUCUUUUUGAAAGCUCUGUAAGGGGUUAUUAAAGCUGUCAUAGUUUACCCACUGAGCACAUGCUGUUUGACAGCUGAGUGUUUAGAGGCAAACAUUUGUUUCCCCAUCCAUAACAUGUUUAUAGAUUUUGACCUUCAUGUGCCAAUCUAGUGACUGGCUUAACCGCUGGGCAGUUAUAAGUCUGAGUCUCAGAGGAGACCCCCAUGCCUGAGUGCUGCCACCCCUCAUCAACAGUUAAAGUUAGUCAAAAGCAGCUAUAAGGAGUUUUUUUAUUUAUUUAAAUGAGGGUUUAUAUUAAAUAAACAGAUAUUUCCAUGGCUCAGUAUUGUUUUCUGUAUUUGAGUCCUGAAUAAACACACUCCUGGCUAUUUGCAUAGUGCAUGUAAUAUUAAAAAAGGAGAAGAAGCACAUUUUGCAUCCAGUAAAUAGAAUUUUAAACGUGACUCAUUAAACAGAUAGAUGCUGCAAGCCUCACCAUCAACCCUGACCCUUAUUGUUGACCGUUCCAGGCGAACCCUGACCCCAGCACAUGUUUGGGGGUGUUUGGUUUGAGCCUGUACACCACAGAGCGGGACCUGAGGGAGGUGUUUUCACGGUACGGUCCUCUGGCAGGGGUCAAUGUGGUGUACGACCAGCGCACAGGACGCUCCCGGGGCUUCGCCUUUGUUUACUUUGAGAGACUGGAGGACUCUAAGGAGGUAAGGGCAGUGAUGUCGGUGUUUAAAACUGAUUUCUUUUUUGUCCCCAUGCAUCUAUCAUCAUGUUUGUAAGAUAAAAAUAUGAAUGAAGAUGAAACAAGCAGGUAUGCUGUUAACUGCACUCAUCCUUUGCUUUAGAGCGUAUAUUCUUUGAUUGAAUAGCAGUAGGAAUAGGCGUUUCAGUGGGCCCAGAGCACCUGGAAGAUCAGGCAUUUCUGUAAUACUAAAUAUUUAGUCAAGUAAUUAACGUAAAUCGAACAUUUAAUGAAAAUCAAACUUCAGACGAAGGAUCCAGAUGAAAGAGGGAAAAUAAAUGCAAGGAUAAGAUCAUGUAACAGCACUAGAAACAUCAUUUUUCUUUCAUUUACUGGCUCUAAAAGCUGCUGUCACUCACUUUGUUUUCAUACCGUCCACCAGAGAGUCCAAAAGUCCAAACUUUUCCCCUCAUUAUUUCAAAGGAAAGCGUGAUUGCACAAAUCCACCACUAGGUGUCUGCCUCGCCACAAACGUAUCCCAAAGCAAGAAGUGUGCGAUGUAGGUGGGCCUUUGUGAAUCAAAUGCUGUUUAUCAAAAAGCCUUUAAUAGUGUGAUAACAUGUUUUUGUAGGCAAUGGAGCGAGCCAACGGCAUGGAGCUGGAUGGGAGGCGAAUCCGAGUGGAUUAUUCCAUCACCAAACGUCCACACACACCAACGCCCGGGAUCUACAUGGGGAGACCAACUCAGUAAUAUCAACACUAGAGCUCAAGUUUUGACUUUUUCAACUAAACGUGUCUUAAUACACGAUAUGUUUGAAACCACCUAAAAAUCCGCCUUUUCUCAUUCCUACAGUAACGGCGGUGGUGGUGGUGGGGGUGGCGGCAGCAGCAGGAGGGGGAGAGACUCCUACUAUGAUCGAGGCUGUGACCGCUAUGACAGAUAUGAUGAGUAUGAUUACAGGUAUAGGUGAGUAUACGUUUGUGCUCAUGAAGUCUCUGGGAGUUUUGAGGAUGCCUUACAUUUUCUUGUCUCGGCAGUCGAAGACGAUCUCCCUCACCUUACUACAGUCGAUACAGGUCCCGCUCACGGUCUCGCUCCUACAGCCCACGUAAGUUUGAAGAGAGAUGCUAACCUGCCUAACUGAAUCUGCUGAAUCAUCAUUAAACACAAAGCAGACUGAUGUUACUGUGCUUUAUCAAACACGUGUAUUAACCUGUUUAUUUUUUUAUUGUAACUAAUGUCCUGUUUUCUCCCUGCAGGGCGAUACUAAAAUGCUCCUUUUGGUGUUCAGCUUCUCUCCAAUAACCGAAGUGUGUGAUCCAUUAAAGUGUUGAAGGCAUUUUCACUGAGCAUGUCCAUCAACCCACCUCUUAAGUUUGAGAAAGCUCUUGUUUACAUGCAGUAGAUGUCUUAAUUUUUCAUGUUCUGAUGCAUCUGCGUUGAGUACGAGCGAAGAACCCCGACAGCUGUUGAUCACUGUUCAACCUGCAUCCUCCUCCUUCAUUUAUGACUUUUUUCUCUCAUGCGACAUAUAAUUAACGUCACUGCUGUAAUCACUGUUGGCAUGCACAUCAACUUUAGUAAAUAGUUUGAUAAUAGUGAGUUGAGUGAUCAUCUGAAGAAAAGAAACAGGACUUCUGAGAUUAAAGUUACGCAUAAAAAAAUGUUUGUUUUUUUUCACUUCGCUUUGGUGUGUUUACUACAGCCAUACAAUCCCCAAUUAGGGCAAGAAAACACACCUGUGCUUGUACUCCACUGUUUACACAUGUUCUUUUUAGAUCAGUGGAGUGGGUGUCUGAAUACUCGAGCAGACACCCACUAAGGUAGUUAAGUGAGCCCAUACUGGCUGGUUUAUUCUCAAUUAAGUUCUGCUAAAUGCUAAAUCUGUUUCAGUUCAGUGCCCCGGGUUGCUCUGCUAUUUUACAACCUUCUUUCUGUAACACGUGUCCUUAGAGAAACAGCUCUUGAGGCAUUUUUUGUACACAAGUGUUUAUCUAAUAGGAAGUGGGUAGCAAAAGCAGGAUUUUGCGGCCUAAUUUUUUAAUCAUUUUUCACGUGGCUUGAUCAAAAAGGUCCAUCUGUAGUCAUCUUUCCCUGUGAUAACAGUCACAGUGAGACCGUAAAAUCCAACACUGCAAAAUGACGUGAUGCUGCCCCUUGUUGUGUUCAAAGACAGAAAAGCUGGGGAUUUUUAAAAUAACAUUAAUCUCUGUUUUGAGGACAUUUUUAUGAGUGUUUAAUACAAGUACUUGGUGAUGAAUAAUCUGAGUUGUGUUUGUUUUUAUAGCCUCUCAUUAUUUUUAUUUUUUUUUAUAAUCUGGUGCUACUAAGGAGUCUCGAUACUAUCUUGUCUAUUUUGGGAAAAAACACCAUGUCUUAGCGAAAACCUGUCACACAAUCCCUGUUGAACAAUCCAGAAUAUACUCUUAAAUAACACAUAAUCCCAGUUUAAUCCAGCACUGACUGCAUUUACUAGUAUGUAGCAACUUGGGCUGUAAAAAAACAAGUGUUUCCACCAUCAGGUGUCAAUUCCCUGCUCACGUUCAGUCACUUUUUCUGCGUCGAAGGAGUCAAAUUUGUGUUUCUCUGGAGAGUUUUAUGAUCAUGUUUGACUUUUGUAUGGUUUCUUUCUUUCUAUGGCAAUACAAAUACAUGAAAACUCUAAA